Molecule: messenger RNA, 654 nt
Organism: Aegilops tauschii subsp. strangulata
Lineage: Eukaryota; Viridiplantae; Streptophyta; Magnoliopsida; Poales; Poaceae
Source: RefSeq, a predicted model, not a curated record
AUGGCCCCGUUGGCUCCGGAGGAGUUGUUGUCCGGCCCGGCCGCUGGGGUCACCAAAGCACAGGAGCUCCCGGUCUCCCAGGCCCUAGUGACGACGUCGUCUCCUCCUCCUGCUGCGCCACUGCUUCCAGGUCCUUCUGCCUCCCCUGAUGUCUUGGAGCGUGCUCUUCUUGAGAUGACCCGGCGGCGAGAGGAUCUUCAAGGCCCCGACCGCCACCUGCCGGCCAGUCGCCUGGAGCUGGCCACGGCGGCCUCCGAGAAGGAGAAGCAGGCCACCGCCCAAGCUGCAGCUGCUCGUGAAGUGGCGCUGAGGGAUGCCGAAGCCGCCCACGUUCGUUGCCAGGGGCUGGAGGCCGAGCUGAAGGCCCUGCGUGACAAGUGUGCGGAAGAGGCUCGUGGCCGCGAGGUGGAGGAGGAGAAGAUGAAGGCCCAAGAAGACGCCAUCAAGGAUCGCGACGCCGAGCUGGGAGAAUUGGCGAAGGCGCAGGCCGCUGAACGCAGUCGGCUGGAGGAGCUGGAGUGGAAGGUGGAGGUGGAGAAAGCCAGUCUUGACGCCAAGGCGAAGGUCCUGGCCGAGGACCGCACAGCCUUCACGCUUCUCGAGGAGAGGUCCAGCGUGGCACUGAAGGCACUGUGGUUAGACAACCUGCACUGA